AUGUUUUCACAUGUCAGUUUAUUUUCAGGAGCAAACAUUCUUAAUGAUUUGACAAUAUCUCCUGUAUUAUCUGGAGCAUAUGGUUUUACAAAUGAUGAGAUAAAGCAAACAUUUGGAAACUUAUUAGAUAAAUUUGGUAGUAAUAAACAAGAAUUUUUGAACUACUGGAUUCAAAAGGGAAAAACCAGCCUCUUAGCCAAGUUGAUCAGUAUUGAGCAUGUUAAAGAUAUUGCAGAUGAAAUUAAAAUCAAUGAAAAUUCAAUUGUACCUGUUAGUAUUGCAGAUAUACAGAAAUCAUCCACAUUCCCUGUAUUGUUGUUUUUUCAAACUGGUUAUUUGACUAUCAAACAACAAGAAGGAACAAAUUUAGUUCUUGAAAUUCCAAACACAGAAGUAUGUGAGUCUUUGAUGGGUGAACUUUGGGCUAACUUUGAUGACACUUCAUUAGAAACAGCAUUUAAUCAAAUUAAAACACUGACAGAUCUUCUUAAACAAGACAAAUUCAAAGAAUUUCUGAUAGAAUUUAAUAAGGAUUUGGGCACCAUCCCAUACAAUACUACCAAACUAUGA
Entrophospora sp. SA101 is the source of this 570-nucleotide messenger RNA. Lineage: Eukaryota; Fungi; Glomeromycota; Glomeromycetes; Entrophosporales; Entrophosporaceae. The record is from the annotation of a GenBank genome assembly.